Messenger RNA from Danaus plexippus (monarch butterfly), 456 nucleotides. RefSeq lists its product as uncharacterized. The transcript has 4 exons. Lineage: Eukaryota; Metazoa; Arthropoda; Insecta; Lepidoptera; Nymphalidae. The coding region runs from base 1 to 456 and encodes 151 amino acids. The record is from RefSeq and is a predicted model, not a curated record.
AUGAGUUAUAUAUACUCGUACGUAAUCUCGCCCGUCUGGUUCCUUAUGGUGAAAAGUAAAGAAACUGGGGACUUUGUAGCAGCCAUAGUUGAACUUUCACUUUCAAUGUUCAGUUUAACUUGUAUACCUAAAAUCUUUUACAUAAAAUAUUACAGUUCAGCAGUGAUGGAUCUAAUCGAUGAAUUCCGAAGGUGUAAUGAGUUGAUAGUUAAAGGAACCCGCUUUGAAAAGAAUUUCUUGAAAAACAUGAAAACUGUAAAAAAGCAAGCAACUGUUACUUGGGCUGUGGCUAUGCUAAAUAGCGCGACUUACCUCACUCUUCCUCUUUUGAGACCUGGACGCCAUUUAACUCAAGACAUGUAUGUAAUAUACGGUUUGGAACCGAUGCUGGAAUCUCCUAACUACGAAAUAGCAACCGUUAUGAUGGUGUUAUCGAUCAUAUUUGCUUUACCUUGA